Messenger RNA from Malus domestica (apple), 1973 nucleotides. Its product is annotated as syntaxin-61-like. The record is from RefSeq and is a predicted model, not a curated record. Lineage: Eukaryota; Viridiplantae; Streptophyta; Magnoliopsida; Rosales; Rosaceae. Gene Ontology annotation, biological process: Golgi vesicle transport. Gene Ontology annotation, cellular component: membrane.
CUCUCUCUGUCUGUUAGCUUUCUUUCGUAUAUCUCUUCCUUCUUUGCUUCCUCCCUAGCAAAGAAGAGAGGAAAGGAGACGGCCAAGCAACAAAAAACCACCUGCCGGAGCAUCAUAAAUACCCGUUUAUGUGAAAAUUUUUGAAGCAUUUUUUUCGUUAGCUUGAACUUUGAAGGCUCGGAAGGGAAUUGGGGGUCCUUGCUUUCAAUUUCAUUGGUGGGUUUUUGUUGUUGGUGAAGAAUCAAGAUGAUGGUCGCAAGCAGUUUUGAUCUUUGGAAAAAGGACGUCUUCUUUCCUGCAGCUGAGGAGGUCCAAGAAUCAGCUGACAUGGAAAUGCUCUCAUGAUGUUGGAUGACUUUGUGAGCCAGUCAUGUUUGGUGAUUGCACUCUGAAGGUGAUGGUAGACGGUAGACCGCCCUAUAUCCCAUGGAGAGGUGAACUAUAAUUGAAAGAAUGGAAUCUACGUACAGGGUAUGGGUUCGACAGAGGAGUGAAAGGCUAGCACCAAAACAUUUGGAUGAACUCUGUAGGGAGCUGCAAACUGCUUUAGGUACUGCCAAAUGGCAGUUGGAAGAGUUUGAUAAGGCUGUCAGGUUGAGCUAUGGACAACGUGGUGAUGAUCAUACAGCAGCUAGACAUGGACAAUUUAUUACUGCUAUUGAAAACCAAAUUUCCCAAGUUGAAACAGCACUAAGGGAAUCGUUUAGUGUGGAAGGAAAGCAACCCCUUCGAUGGGUACAGCUGGAUGAAGAAGAACAUGAUGAUUUUGCUGCAUUUCUCUCUGGGACAUCCCAAAGUAUGCGAACUGCUAAAAAUGAACGUCUAGAACUCGGACCUUGUGGGAGCAGCUCUGGGGAAAGUGACAAUAGAAGAAAAGAGAUGAACCUUAAAUCUAGUGCUGCAUGCAAUGGAGACAUCUCUGAUGAAAUAAAGGGUGUUAAAGAUGUUAUUACUAUUUCCAAGGAUCCAAAUUUCGUCAUGGAAUCAAAAGGAAAAGAAAUUGCAGGAAUGAGGGAUGAUAUAUUUUAUGAUACAGAAAAAACAACUAAUACAAGGAAGGCAUGCAGUUCACCAAAUUACGGUGAGCUGAGGAUCGUAAUAGCGGAUGAAGUUGAACAGAGAAGAAAUCUAAUUCCGGGGUAUGAGGACACACCCAAAGAAAAAGGAUCUAAACUUGUCUUCUGGAGGCAAAGGUGUGGGCAAUUGCAUCAGGUAACUGGAGCAGUUAAUUUGUUCAACCAGAUGUUUGGUCGGGUUGGUGCAUCUCAGAAGCAAUUGCAAAGUCCACGGAAGCAAUGGCAAACACCACUACGCUUGCACAAUCGUUGUUCAGUUCAUGCUACCCUUGGUUUGAUGCUCACUGUUUUUUUGCUUGUACCGUUUGUAUUUUAUUCAAGUUAAGAAAAAGUGGUAAACACACUGUACCCGAGCAGGAUGAAGACUGAAAGGUAUUGAAGCUGUUGCUAUUGUGACAAGAACCGGAAAAGGGAAUGCUUGUAACUAACAUCGCCUCAGUUGCUUUUAGGGCUUUGGACGAAUAUGCCAAGUUACCCCUUGUUCGAGCACUAGGAGCGAAAGAGUCAACAUGAAUGAGGUAGCGAUCUUUUCAGAUCUCCUGAUGCCAUUAAAAAUGUAUAUGCAUUCAGAUAGCAUUUAAAACAUAAGAAAAAUAUUUGGUAAUGUAGACAUUCUACAGUCCCAUUACGCUUGAAACUUGAAUUAUAAUGUCAAUGGUAACAUUGUUAGGGGGUGAAGACUCAAAAUCCAUGUCGAAGAUGUACUUCACGAUUUGCUUUUACUUGUAAAGUGCUUUUUAGGGGUGCUUGAUUCACACAAAACGAAUGAUAUCGAUGGAUUCAUGCAUUUCUUUACCAACAUUUAGGUGAGAGAGUGGGAGGAUGGUGGGAUGUUAUGGGAAUUACAUUACAAUUCAGCUCCCUUGUGGGAUGAGAAUCAAGGAAUUCUGGGAUUGA